This is a messenger RNA of Condylura cristata (star-nosed mole), 2850 nucleotides long. RefSeq names its product glycoprotein M6A (gene GPM6A). Gene Ontology annotation, cellular component: neuronal cell body; plasma membrane; axonal growth cone. Gene Ontology annotation, biological process: neuron projection development. The record is from RefSeq and is a predicted model, not a curated record. The transcript has 7 exons. Bases 87 to 890 code for a protein of 267 amino acids. NCBI's taxonomy places the organism in Eukaryota, Metazoa, Chordata, Mammalia, Eulipotyphla, Talpidae.
AGCUCGGGAGCAGCUUGCAGAACUCGCCGCCGCGCCGCGCUCGUCCCCCGCGCUCCUCGGCGCACACAGGGAGUCGGCCCUCGGCCAUGGGGUGUUUUGAGUGCUGUAUUAAAUGCCUGGGAGGCAUUCCCUAUGCCUCGCUCAUCGCCACCAUCCUGCUCUAUGCAGGGGUCGCCCUGUUCUGUGGCUGCGGUCAUGAAGCUCUUUCUGGAACAGUCAACAUCCUGCAAACCUACUUUGAGAUGGCAAGAACCGCUGGAGAUACACUGGACGUCUUCACCAUGAUUGACAUCUUUAAGUACGUGAUCUACGGCAUUGCAGCUGCAUUCUUUGUGUACGGCAUCUUGCUGAUGGUGGAAGGUUUCUUCACGACUGGUGCCAUCAAAGAUCUCUAUGGGGACUUCAAAAUCACCACUUGCGGCAGAUGCGUGAGCGCCUGGUUCAUUAUGCUGACAUACCUUUUCAUGUUGGCCUGGCUGGGAGUCACGGCUUUUACCUCACUGCCAGUUUACAUGUACUUCAAUCUGUGGACCAUCUGCCGAAAUACCACCUUGGUGGAGGGAGCAAAUCUCUGCCUGGACCUUCGUCAGUUUGGGAUUGUGACAAUUGGAGAGGAAAAGAAAAUUUGCACUGUCUCUGAGAAUUUCCUGAGGAUGUGUGAAUCCACUGAGCUAAACAUGACCUUCCACUUGUUCAUCGUGGCACUUGCUGGAGCUGGGGCCGCAGUUAUCGCUAUGGUCCACUACCUGAUGGUCCUGUCUGCCAACUGGGCGUACGUGAAGGAUGCCUGCCGGAUGCAGAAGUAUGAGGACAUCAAGUCCAAGGAGGAGCAAGAGCUGCAUGACAUCCACUCCACUCGCUCCAAAGAGCGGCUCAACGCGUACACAUAAAUGGAGCCCCGUCCUUUCUCCCACUGGAAUGCAUUGGUGUUUAACUAAAGGGCCAUCCAACCAUCCAACCUUUUGCAAAACAAAAUGAAAGUGCUUCUCAUCAAUGAUAUGUAGGGUGACUUAUGAAUCAUCCGAACACGAUUCUUUGCUGGUUAGCACUUAAUGUCUGAAUUUGUGAAAUGGUGUAAUCAUAGAUCUUCUACAAGCUCCUAUCCAGCCUUUCUUCUUUUUGAAAUUUGUGAAAUGCAUUUAAUAAUUCGUAAGGUCAAAGAUACUACUAACAUUGUCAAAUGCAAAGAUUUAUUUGACUUUUAACCACUCCCUAUGCGUCACACGUAACACCUAUUGCAUUGUUUCUUAUGUUUUGAAAAGAAAACUAGCUUUUUAUACUUUUUAGUUUUGAUUUCGGUAACUAGUUUAACUACAGGUAACCUUCAAAGGGACCAUUGUACAUGAUGAACAACUGACAGAGAUGAUACCACUAUGUCGCUUCUGGAAAUAUGGAAAACUUGCAGGAAGAUCAGUGGCCGUGGUCUGACAGGCCCUGGUUAACGUUUUCAUCAAUCUAAGGUGCAAUUUCUAAAUUUGUAAGAGUAGGUUCCAAAAAAGUGCUUCUUAUCUUUGUUAACAUUGUAUUUUUUCUCGAUGUACUUAAAAGGUAUUUCCCUCUGACUCAUGUUUUGUUGUGAGCAUGUAGACAGUGUUGCUAAUGCAUGGCUCCUUGCCUUCACAAGACCUUGACGCCAGGCUUACCUGUUCAAGUUGAGUCUAGACACACUUAAAAGGAAAUAACUACUGUGGGCUCUCGGAGAAAGACUUCUUUGUGAUUUGAGCAGUGGCUGGAUUGGAACUUUUAAUAUGCUAAUGUGGAACAUUAAUUACCUUUAUGAAGGUGGUAUAUUAAAAAUAAGCACACUAACCCCUGGGAAGUUGUUUCACCUACUUUAAAAGUUUUAAUGGAUUGCACCUCUGUAAACUAUCCCUAAAAUGUGUAUGAUAUAUUUGAAAAGGCUUCCAUUAAUAUAAUAGCUUUGCUUGCAGCCUUCCAAUCUAUGUUGGUUUACCUGUAGUGUUUUUUUUAAAGUGUGGUCAGAGGCCACUAGAGAAUGUAUCCUUUCGAAGUAUAGUGAUAUUUUGUGUCUUUAUUUCAAGUAAGUCAUUUUAACCAAAUGUUCAUUCAUAUUCAUUUAUAAGAAGUACCUAUAUCAAAGGAAUAAAAAAAAGCAAUCAGUAUUAUUGGACCAAAUUUGGUGUUUGUUUUAACCUUGACUCUUCUUUUGAUUAUUUCUAAUGCUACAGGAAUGCUGUAAAGUGUCUUUUAAAAUGAUGUAGCCUGACAAGACAUUUUUGUCAGUGUUUAAAAACUAGGUAGUUAUUGUGCACUGAUUUGACCAUUGUGAAAUCCUUUCUCAGUGUAAGUGCAUUUCUAAUAAAAUUUAUUGAGUGAAACAAUCUUUGUACAACGACGAGUCGUAUGCAUCAUCCGUAAUUUUACAAGUUCUUGUAGUAAGUAGGGGGUAUAUUAGGGUUCUGUGGCAUGAUUAUGCAUUCUGUAGUAUUAUUUAAUUCAUUUGGGGUUGGUUUUGCUUCUUUUUUUUUUACACUUAGACUCUUACUGGUUCAACAUUUUCUGAUAUAUGCAGUAUUACAGCUAUACAGCAAAAGUAUUAAUGGGCUUCUUUAAAUUCUAUAUUAUAGUGUUUCAUUUCUGUGUCUUAACAGUUUGUGAUGAUUUUUAAAACUGUCCUUUAAACUUAUGUAAUGAUGUUGAUGCUUUUGGCUUUUUUUUCUGGUAUUAGAGUUUGUAUUUUCACAAAGAGUGCUUUGUAGCAGGCAUUACAAUUAAUCUGUUUUGUACAUAAAUGUGCCAACAGCUUGAUGGUGGCAUUUUUGAAAUGUAGAACCAAGUGCUUGCCAAAUGUAAUAAAUACACUUGUGGACUUUGUGUACUUAUUAUUAG